GCCGGGCGUACCAUCUCUGUAGACUUUGGUCGAGCUGAAGGAGCAGGUUUCUCACACUUCUGCUCGAAAGACUUCUAGAAAAACUUUUCAGAGACACCAGCUGGGAGUUUUAGACAGAACAAUGGAAGUGUUUCAUUCCAGGCUGGAGUUGUUCCUGGUGUUUUUCAUAGCUUUGCCACCUUGUGUCUCUUCUGUAGACAAACUCAACAUGUGUAUGGAUGGCAAACAUCACUUAAUAGAUCCCAGACCAGAGGGAAAGCUCUAUGAGCAGUGUGAACCAUGGAAAGACAACGCCUGUUGCACAGCAAACACAACAGAAGAGGCUCAUCAGGAUAACUCAUACCUGUAUAAUUUUAACUGGAAUCACUGUGGCAUGAUGAGCGACAAAUGUAAGAAACAUUUCAUUCAGGACACGUGUUUCUAUGAGUGCUCACCUCACCUGGGACCCUGGAUACAGACGGCAGAUGAGUCUUGGAGAAAGGAGAGAAUCCUGGAUGUGCCGCUGUGUUUGGAAGACUGUGAGAGCUGGUAUGAGGACUGUAAGGAUGAUUACACAUGUAAAGAGAACUGGCAUAAGGGAUGGGACUGGAGCACAGGCACUAAUCGGUGUCCGAGCGGAUCUCAGUGCAGCCCCUGGUCAGAGAUUUUUCCCACCGCUCAGAGUAUGUGUGAGAAAAUCUGGUCCAAUUCUUACAAGUACACAACUUUCACUAAAGACAGCGGUCGCUGCAUGCAGAUGUGGUUCGAUCCUCCAAAUCCCAAUAAGAAAGUGGCUGAAUAUUACCUGUCUGGUGCCGUGGAGACCUCCACGCUGUCUAUGAGCCUGCAUCUGAUUUCAUUUCUCAUGAUACUGUUGGCUUGAGAACAAACAACGAAGUUCAGAUGAAAAGGGCCAUGAACGGACUUACUUUGCAUUUCUGUCACGAUCCUGCUUUUAUUUGUAAAUGAUUGUGUGUGACUACUACAGCAGAUUUUUUUACAGAACCAUUUUCAUAGAAGUUAAUGCACCGUCAUACAUUAAGUGACACGUGUCCAGCAGAUGUCAGUGUUAUGUGUCUGUAUUGUGUAGCAAAGUCAAUACUGUGCACUACCCUAAAUUAACCACAGUGUUAGCACAGGACAUUAUUACAUUACAUCUUUAAUUUAAGAGAAGUGUCGAGUUAUCAUCAGAAAUAAAUAUGAUUAGUUUAAUAUUAAAUAUUUUUCAUCUAAUGUUAUAUAAAAACCAUUGACAUACUGAUGUCUCUUUUAAUGUUUCUUAUGUUUAUUCACCACUGACUGUGAUUGAAUUUUAUCAAAGCAUCAAUAUACAACAAUUAAAAACAAGUGAAAGUCAUGUGACUUCUGCCUCUUUGCAUGUGAUAAAAAAAUAACACCUAAUAAUAAAACA
This is a messenger RNA of Paramisgurnus dabryanus, 1390 nucleotides long. RefSeq names its product folate receptor (gene folr). Gene Ontology annotation, molecular function: signaling receptor activity. The record is from RefSeq and is a predicted model, not a curated record. NCBI's taxonomy places the organism in Eukaryota, Metazoa, Chordata, Actinopteri, Cypriniformes, Cobitidae. Gene Ontology annotation, cellular component: external side of plasma membrane.